This is a messenger RNA of Anastrepha obliqua, 516 nucleotides long. RefSeq lists its product as uncharacterized. The transcript has 2 exons. Bases 1 to 516 code for a protein of 171 amino acids. Lineage: Eukaryota; Metazoa; Arthropoda; Insecta; Diptera; Tephritidae. The record is from RefSeq and is a predicted model, not a curated record.
AUGUUUAAAGUGUUCAUUCUCUUUGCUGUUUGCGCUUUGGCCAUCGCCACUCCUGAUGGCCUCGCCGUCUUGCCAGCUGCUCCAUUGUCAGCCGCAUUGCCGAUCUACAAGUCUACACUGGUGGCAUCCCAGCCUACCCACGUUGAAGUGCAUGAACCAGCACUGGCUAAAGUAGGCGAUGUCGUGGAGAGUGUGCCCACUGCUGUCUCGCAUCAGAGCUCAACCAUCGUGCAUAGCAAAGCUCAACGCGUUGCACCGCUAGUGGCGCCUGCUGUGCGCUCGUACGCCGCACCGGCCCUUCACACUUUUUCGGCACCACUCUCAGUCGCACCUUUGCUGCGCACGCUGCCAUUUGGACUAGGACCCGCUGCCGAUUUUGUUCACGCCAACGCUCCAAUACAAUUGCGCUCUUUCGCUUCAGCUGCUCCUGCUAUUCCGGCAUCACUCUACCGCCCAUAUGGAUUCACCUAUGGGGGGCAACCAUUGGUCUAUACUACUGCGCAUUUUAGGAAGUAA